Molecule: messenger RNA, 1238 nt
Organism: Centruroides sculpturatus (bark scorpion)
Lineage: Eukaryota; Metazoa; Arthropoda; Arachnida; Scorpiones; Buthidae
Exons: 3
Coding region: 228-743 (171 amino acids)
Source: RefSeq, a predicted model, not a curated record
GGUUCGGAUUCGUCUACCGCUGUGAAAAAGUACAGCAGAAAAAGAUGAUGAGGAGACGGACUGGUGGCACCGUCUUCAGGGCCAUGUGCACUGGUUCCCUGUCUUGCACCCACAACACCUUUUUCGAAAGGACACAGCUGUCAGCCCAAGAGGUAUGACAUUUGAAGUCACUCGCGAAACGUGAUCGCAGAAUCGGCGGUUUCUUUUUCUCUGGUUCACGUUACGCUAUGCAUUUCUGUAAUUUGAUCAUAUGGCUUGAGAUGAUAUGUGUUUUGUUGGUUUUCUAUUUUACAGGUGCUAAUGCUUAUUUAUUCGUGGGUCAAGCAGGAGCCGGUCGCCGCGGAGGAAUGCGGCAUGGCCCCCAAAACAGCGGUAGGUACAAUUACUGCCGUGAAGUCGCGGAGGUUUUCGUCUCUCACCAGCAAAAUAUCCAGCUCGGGAGUGAAGACAUGCACGUCGAGAUCGACGAGACCUUCACCCGGAGGCGAAAAUACAACCGCGGCCGCGUAACUAAAGGCACCCAAAUUACCAUCUUCGGUGCCUAUUGUCGGGAAACAAAAGAGGUGAUGUACUGGCAUGUGGACAACAAGAGCCGACGGGUUCUCUGGAGCCACAUGCUCAGAUACAUCGCCUGCGGUUCCAUCAUUGUUUCCGACAGCGCGGCCCAAUAUCGCGGUUGUACGACGAUGGGCUUCUCUGAACAUAAGACCGUCAAUCACAGCCAGCGGGGCCCCGGGAGGUAAGGAAGAUAAAGCUCUGCAUGUGUUUAUGAUAAUAAAUUUAUGAAUGUGAAAGAAAUGAACAGGCGUUAUUGAAAAGUGACAUUUUUCUUUUAUUUUCCGAGCAGAUUCGUCGACGCCGAUGAUCCCGAGGCCCACACUCAGAACAUAGAGUGCAGAAAUUGCUGGCUGAAGAAGUCCAUUUUCUAAGAAAAUGCGUUAGUUCUUUUCAAGAUGAAGAUUACGAUUUAAUCACGAAACUUGAAACAGGUGACAUAUUUGAUAAUAAAGGACAUUUUGCACCUUAUAAGAUACUUCUUGCGAUAAGAGGACAGGUAUUGCAUUAUUGGAGACGACUUAGAGAAAGAUUCCAAUGGCACAGGUUUUAUUGAUGGCUGCAAUUUUCGAAAAAUCCUUCACGAUUAUAGUAUUUAUUUCAGCGAUGAAGAAUUUUUUAAAAUUCUAAGAUAUUUUGAUCCACAUUUAACAGGAAAAGUGCCAAAUAGUAGCCGUCUGCAA